This is a messenger RNA of Lingula anatina, 2277 nucleotides long. RefSeq names its product steroid 17-alpha-hydroxylase/17,20 lyase. Gene Ontology annotation, molecular function: steroid 17-alpha-monooxygenase activity; heme binding; iron ion binding. Lineage: Eukaryota; Metazoa; Brachiopoda; Lingulata; Lingulida; Lingulidae. Gene Ontology annotation, biological process: hormone biosynthetic process; progesterone metabolic process. The record is from RefSeq and is a predicted model, not a curated record.
UUUUUUUUUUUUUGCAGAUUGAGGACAAUGGAUAUUGACGCUAUAAUUAGUUUACUCACUGUGAAGACUUUUGUUGUCGGGAUCACCACAUUUCUGUUGGUGAUGUCAUAUCUACAGAGGAAGAAGUACAAACUGCCACCAGGACCUCCACAGCUGCCAAUACUGGGGAGUUACUUUGCAUUCAGAAAUGAUGGCCGACUGUAUUCUGUGUUCUCAAAACUCGGAAAAUCAUUUGGUGACCUUUUCAGUGUUGAUCUAGGUUUUUGGCACACGGUCGUGGUUUUAAAAUCUGCAGAUAUUGUGCACGAGGCUUUAGUUGAGAAGAAAGAAACAUUCGCAGGAAGAGGCGUUUUGACUUGGAAGUAUGAGCUAUUCAGCGGAAGAAAGAGAGAUUUAAUUUUCAGUGACUAUGGGCCCGUGUGGAGACUACAAAAGCAGAUGGCGUUGAAGGCAUUCAGGACCUACGUAGCUAGUGAUAAAUUAGAAAUGUUCACGAGGUCUGCUUUUGAUGAAAUCGCCGCCUUGAUUGAGAAGGAGACCGAGCCUUUUGACAUGCAUGUCUACAUGCGGUUACUCAUUUUCAACAUUGUCUGCAGAAUGGCUUUUGGGAAAGUUUACAAAAUAAACGAACCGGAGUUCGUUUGGUUGAAGGGCACCUUAGACGAAAGCAUGGAAAAGGUAUAUGGAAGUAUCAUUCCUUCUGACGUCAUUCCCGUUUUGAAGCAUCUCCCCAUCCCAUCAUCCCUAUCGACGAAACGACUUUUGCAAGGACUGAUUGAUUUUCAAAAAGUCAAAUUGGAAGACCACAAAAGAACGAUAAAUUUGGGUGAGGCCAGAGACAUUACGGACCAGAUGUUGCUACUGAGAGAGGAGCUGACAGCUGAACGUGAUGAUGACGUCAAGGAGUCGCUUUCUGACCUCCGCAUCCUUCACACCAUAUUGGAUAUUUUCUUUGCUGGAACCCAGACUACAUCAGACACGUUGAUAUGGAUGAUUUUGUAUGCAGCAGAUAAUCCAAAUAUUCAGGAAAAGAUACACGAGGAAUUAGACAGCUUAGGGGACGAUUUCUGCGAUCUUCGGCAAUGCAGAUCAAAGUUGCCUUACUGCGAGGCAGUUCAGAGAGAGGUUUUGCGCAUGCGUCCUGCUGGCCCAGUAUCUAUACCUCAUAGAGCACUUUGUGACACGAAAUUAGGUGGCUACGAUAUCCCGAAAAAUACUCUUAUCUUUGCAAACAUAUGGGCAAUCCACCAUGACCCGAAAAACUGGGAAUCGCCGGAAGUUUUCAUGCCAGAGAGAUUUCUAGAGAAAGAUGGCAGCUUGAAAGAGUUGGACAAAAAGACAUGGCUGCCAUUUAGCAGUGGCAAGAGGAAAUGCGUGGGAGAAGCAAUUGCCAGGACAAAUAUUAUGACAAUUUUGAUAUUGUUCUUUCGUCAGUUUGAAGUGAGCUUUCCGCCGGGACAAAAACCCGACUUCGAGCCUGCGAUGUUAGAACUGGCAUGCAUGCCUAAACCUCAGAAGAUAAUCGUAAAAAAAAGACAAUAAUAUUUCAGCCAGAACGAGUUCUACACUUUCCCGUUACACGAGUGCACUAAGUACAUAUUUGGAGCCAUUCAUUGUAAUUUGGAAGUUUUUUUUUCCACGGAUGAAGGUUUUAACUGGUUACGUAACAGCCAAAGAGAAAGUGAUGUUUGCGUCUCACAGUGGCUACAAGAGCUUAUUUUGGCAAGGCACGCACUACAUGCUGGCUUGAGAAAAUCAUCGUUUCACCUUGGUAACGAGUUAAUUUCUUAUUGAUGCGUCGUCUUCUUCCCUAGUAUAGGCGAAAUGGGGGUUGGGGGUCGUGUUUACGAACGAUGUUUCCGAUCAUUUAAUUCGUUAGCAAUGCAUUGUCUCAGCAUUAUUCCGAUUUGGAAUUAAGACGAUGUGGAAAUGUAUUCAGAAACCACAUGGGGCAUAUGUAAGAAUAAUUAACAUUGAACAAGUUUCAAAAUUUAUUCACAGUGGACGGAACAUUCCAUCUCGGGAUACCUACUUAUCCUGACAAACGUCUAAUAGUUAUCACCUACACAUAAUGUUAUUUUAAAAUGUGAUUACUACACCAGUCUUAUUUUCAAAUUUGAAACCAGUUUGACGAUUAAAAUAACAAGACAUAUAUUUCACUCCUGUGCAAUUUAGGUCAUACGUAGGUCAUACGUAGGCCGAUUUAAGACCGGUGUGACAGGAAUGUAAGUCCGCUAGGAACCGUAGUCCGUUUUCCAUUUCUCUGUACUGGUGACA